GACGGAUUCCGUCGUCUCAAAACGAUGGUCUCGCUUAUACGUACAUUGCGGAACAUUCGUAGGGCAGGCCUAGCACAAUGGUGGAGGUUUACGUACUAUAACGGUGAUGCCAAGUUUGGUCAACGUGUUGGAACGGAUCAAUUUGGGAAUAAGUACUUUGAGAACCUUAACCCCGAGGAGGAGAUUCCCGGCCGUCACCGAUGGGUUGAUCUUGCGCAGCAUGACUACGACGCCACUCAAGUCCCUCCAGAAUGGCAUGCUUGGCUCUCACAUAUUCGUAAAGAACCACUACACUUGGACCCUAUUGUCCAAGCUGUCAACCCUCCCUGGAAAGCUCCUCAUGUUGAGAACAUGACUGGUACUCGAGGCGCAUAUCGACCAUACAACACUGUUCGCCCCAAGGUCAACACUUGGGUUCCAACGACAGCUCCACGAGGGGAGCCUACUACUACCUCAUCAUGAUUGUUGCAC
Molecule: messenger RNA, 471 nt
Organism: Cantharellus anzutake
Lineage: Eukaryota; Fungi; Basidiomycota; Agaricomycetes; Cantharellales; Hydnaceae
Product: NDUFA12-domain-containing protein
Exons: 5
Coding region: 25-462 (145 amino acids)
Biological process (GO): response to oxidative stress; mitochondrial respiratory chain complex I assembly
Cellular component (GO): membrane
Source: RefSeq, a predicted model, not a curated record